Girardinichthys multiradiatus is the source of this 822-nucleotide messenger RNA. RefSeq names its product P-selectin-like. Gene Ontology annotation, cellular component: membrane. The transcript is spliced from 6 exons. Bases 1 to 576 code for a protein of 191 amino acids. Lineage: Eukaryota; Metazoa; Chordata; Actinopteri; Cyprinodontiformes; Goodeidae. Gene Ontology annotation, biological process: cell adhesion. The record is from RefSeq and is a predicted model, not a curated record.
AUGUCCAAAGAGACAGCUGUAGAAUGCCCCCCUCUGUCUCUGCCUGAAAAUGGAGACCUUAACUGCUCACGAGGUGGAUGGAAAUUCAGCACGAUCUGUCGCUUUAAAUGCCAUCCAGGAUUCGUCCUAAACGGCUCAUCUGAUGUGACCUGUGAAGCCAACAGGACCUGGACUGAUCCACAACCUGUUUGUUCUGCUGUGAAAUGCCCUCUUCUCUCUCAACUUGUUAAUGGCAGCCACAGCUGCUCCGAAGAAAGCCAGAUAUUUAACUCAACCUGCCACUUCAAAUGCCAUCUGGGUUUCUUCAUGAUUGGCUCAUCGACUGUAACCUGUGCGGCAAAUGGAGACUGGACCGGACCGAGACCUGUUUGCACAAGCUAUAAACAGGCUCUGCUGGCUGUAGCUGGGUGUGGAGCCUUGUCUUCGAUCUUUUGCAUUUGUUUUUGCUGCAUGAAGCACCAAAAAAGGAAGAAACUUGCUCAGGAAAGGUCAGUGUUAAUGCAGCCUGAAGAUGCAACAAGUCCAUCCAGUGAUGUAGAUGGAGGGUCAACAAAUGGAAACUCACUGACACCCUAACAAAAUAUGCAGACCAAUAAUACAGUUCACAGAUUUUAUUUAUCUUGAAUAUCUGUUCUAUUUAAACACUACCUGAGCAAUGUAUUCAUUAUUUGUCUAUUGUCAAGUACCCUGUAUUAAUAAAGGCUUCAUUUCAUUUAGAUAGAAAAGCUUUUUAUCCAAUUUGAAUAAAAAGCUAACUCCGACUGCACUGUUCAGCUGUUAGUAUUAAUUGGAAUGUAUGUACGUAACUGUUGUGAAGUGCCU